Messenger RNA from Macrosiphum euphorbiae (potato aphid), 300 nucleotides. The record is from the annotation of a GenBank genome assembly. NCBI's taxonomy places the organism in Eukaryota, Metazoa, Arthropoda, Insecta, Hemiptera, Aphididae.
AUGAGUGGUACUACAAAGUCAAAAAAUAGUUGCUGUGUAGUAAAUUGCAGUAAUUCAUAUAAAAAUACUAAUAAUAUUACAUUUUAUCGACUUCCAAAUCGUGAUUACGAGAAAGAGACAAAAGAAAAGUGGAUAAAAGCAAUUAAUAGAAUCAUAGAAAAUAGAAAACCUUGGCGUCCUAGUGUUCAUAGUGUUGUUUGUAGUGCCCAUUUUAUUAAUAAUAAUAGGUCUCUUGAUCCCAGAAGCCCAUCGUAUAUACCUUCAAUAUUUCCUGAAGUAUACAAAAAAAAAAACCAUUAA